AUGGCCCCGAAGCAGGCCACACUUGGGUAUGUGAAGCCGGCCCAGACGACGAUAGGGAGGUUCUUCGCGCAGGUGGACGGGACAAGACCGAGAGCGGCGCCGAGGCAGACUACGUUAUCGUUCUCGACGAAAUCUAAUGGGCCAGCGGAGAAGAAGGAGGUGAAAGAAGAGAUCGAUGCUGGCGAUGUGUCUCCGCAGAGCGAUACUAAGAAGAGGUCCCGCGCGAAAAAUGAAGAGCUAAAUGCGUCUGAAACGGAGUCCGAGACGAAAUCUAUCAAAGAAGAGGCCGAGGCGCCACCUUCAAAGAGGGCCCGAAGGAAUAGAAAGAGGAUAGAAGACGACGAGGAUGAGGUUAUGACCGAGGCAUCUGCGCCUUCUCCCAAGCCCAAGAAGGAGAGCCCUGUUAGAAAGCGAAGCCGAAGCCGGAGUCGAAGCCCUACAAGUCCAGUAAAGCCGAAAUCUGCUAAGGCGGCAAUUGGUAAGGCCAAGGCUUCUAAGAUUAAGAAGGAGGAGGAGGAGAAGGAGAAGGAUACGGAAGAACGCAGCAUUGUUUCGUCAUCCGAGGAUGAGAUGGAGGUGCUGGAGGAAGAGGAGGAAGAACGUCCAGAGAUUACCGCGAAAGCGCGAAAGGAGGUACAGACAAUAAUUGCCUCCAAGGGCAAGGAUCCUUAUCCUGACUGGAAGGCCGGUGCGCCUGUUCCGUAUGCCGCGCUUUGCAAGACCUUCUCGCUCAUUGAGCUCACGACGAAGCGGUUGCAAAUUAUGGAACACUGCUCGCUCUUCCUCCGCCAGGUCCUUCGUCUCACACCCGAUGACUUGCUACCGACUGUGCUUCUCAUGAUUAACAAGCUCGCCCCCGACUAUGCGGGUAUCGAGCUUGGCAUUGGCGAGUCACUCAUUAUGAAAGCCAUUGGGGAGAGUACAGGACGGAGUCUGCAAAUCAUCAAGCAGGACCAAAAGGAAAUCGGCGACCUUGGUCUCGUGGCCGUGAAGAGCAGGUCGACCCAGCCGACCAUGUUCAAGCCCAAGCCUCUAACCGUCAGGGGAGUGCAUCAAGGACUCAUGAGCAUCGCUACUGUCAGUGGCAGCGGUGCGCAGCAGCGCAAGGUCGAUCUCAUCAAAAAGCUACUCUCGGCCUCUGAUCAGAACUCCACCGGAAAGGUCGACAUCACAAAGGAUAAGGGAGGCCCAAGCGAGGCCAAGUUUCUCAUUCGAUUCCUGGAAGGAAAGCUUAGAUUGGGUCUGGCCGAGCGCACAGUUAUAGUGUCACUUGCGCAGGCUGUUGUCGCCCAUGAAGCCGAGGUGAAAGGCAAACUGCCCAGCACGAGCGACAUGGAGAAGGGCGAGAGCAUUCUCAAGCAAGUGUACAGCGAGCUGCCGAGCUACGAUGUUAUCAUUCCCGCCAUGCUCGAACACGGCAUCAUGAAGCUACGGGAUAACUGCAAGCUGAAACCGGGUGUGCCUUUGAAGCCCAUGCUAGCUAAACCCACGAAGGCUAUCACCGAAGUCCUAGAUCGUUUCGAGGGCCAAACUUUCACUUGCGAAUACAAGUAUGAUGGCGAGCGAGCCCAGAUUCACUACUUGGCCAAGGAUGCCCCCAAGGGUGAAGCCGAAGAUCUCAAGAACGCGACUCAUCUCAAAGCGGACGGCGUAGCCGCCAUUUUCUCUCGCAACUCGGAAGACUUGUCCAGGAAAUACCCCGAUAUCCUCGCCAAGCUUCAUGCCUGGGUCAAGACCGACACGAAAAGCUUCGUGCUUGACUGCGAGACGGUCGCCUGGGACGUCAGCGAGAAGAAGGUGCUGCCGUUCCAGCAGCUCAUGACGCGCAAGAAGAAGGACGUCAAGAUCGAGGACGUCAAGGUCAAGGUCUGCGUGUUCGCUUUCGAUUUGCUCUAUCUCAACGGUAACCCCGUCGUGGAAAAGCCUCUGCGCGAGAGGCGAGAGCUGCUCACGCAGUCCUUUGUCCCGGUUGAGGGAGAGUUUGCGUUUGCAACGCACAUGGACAGUCAGGAGCUCGAGGAUAUCCAGACUUUCCUUGAUGAGAGUGUGAAGGCAUCUUGUGAAGGUUUGAUGGUGAAGAUGCUGGACGGCGGUGAAAGCGGAUACGAGCCCAGCAAGCGAAGUCGCAACUGGUUAAAGAUCAAGAAGGACUACCUCUCAGGCGUAGGCGACUCUCUCGAUCUCGUCGUUCUAGGAGCGUACUACGGCAAGGGCAAGCGCACAUCAGUCUACGGUGCCUUCCUCCUCGCCUGCUACAACCCCUUCUCCGACACCUACGAAACAGUUUGCAACAUCGGCACCGGCUUCUCCGAGCAGGUCCUCGAGGACCUCCACUCCCAACUCUCUGAAAUCGUUAUCGAGCGUCCCAAACCCUUCUAUUCCCACUCCUCGGGAACGCAGCACCAGCCCGACGUCUGGUUCGAGCCCCGCUACGUCUGGGAGGUCAAAACGGCUGACCUAACCCUCAGCCCGCGCUACAAGGCCGGUUGCAGAGAGGGCGUCGACCCCUCGGGUGAGAAGGGUAUUAGUUUGCGAUUCCCGCGCUUCAUCCGCGUGAGGGAUGAUAAGAAGGCUGUGGAUGCUACGUCGAGUAGGCAAGUUGCUGAGAUGUAUAGGCGGCAGGAGAGUGUGACGAAGAAUAAGGCGCCGGCUGUGGACGACGAUUUUGAGUAUUGA
This is a messenger RNA of Scedosporium apiospermum, 2676 nucleotides long. Its product is annotated as DNA ligase. Gene Ontology annotation, cellular component: mitochondrion; nucleus. The coding region runs from base 1 to 2676 and encodes 891 amino acids. Gene Ontology annotation, biological process: DNA biosynthetic process; lagging strand elongation; DNA recombination. Gene Ontology annotation, molecular function: DNA ligase (ATP) activity; ATP binding; DNA binding. The transcript has 5 exons. Lineage: Eukaryota; Fungi; Ascomycota; Sordariomycetes; Microascales; Microascaceae. The record is from RefSeq and is a predicted model, not a curated record.